Colias croceus (clouded yellow) is the source of this 896-nucleotide messenger RNA. RefSeq names its product probable chitinase 10. The coding region runs from base 55 to 654 and encodes 199 amino acids. Lineage: Eukaryota; Metazoa; Arthropoda; Insecta; Lepidoptera; Pieridae. The transcript is spliced from 6 exons. Gene Ontology annotation, cellular component: extracellular region. Gene Ontology annotation, molecular function: chitin binding. The record is from RefSeq and is a predicted model, not a curated record.
AAUCAGUUUAGUGUGUGUAAUCAUUCUGUGGAUAGUGCAGUGCAGACAUACAAAAUGAUCGGAAUAAUAUUACCUCUUAUGCUGUUCUUAGGCAGUGCCGUGGCAGAUUUUCAUGGUGUUGAUCCGAACACCUUAUCAUGCGAUCCAACAGGACAGACCUUUCUCCUUCUACCCCACUUUACCAACUGUAGCAGAUUCUUUAUCUGUGCCCACGGUCAAGAGGUGGAGAUGAGUUGUGCUGGCGACACAAUGUUUGAUUUUCCCAUCCAGUCCUGUAACCACGCGUGGGCGACUGAAUGCUACCUUCGUGACAGGAAUGAUGUAGAAAUCGAGUCUGGUUCAGGAGAAGAGGAGUUCACUGACAUCAGUUCAAACACUGAAUCCUUCGUGCCAAUCGUCAAGAAGCUAGCAGAAGUACAGCCAGCAAAUACGCUGCUCAAUUGUAACGACAUCAACGUCGCUUCUCGAAGAUUCUCUUAUAACGGUGACUGCCAAAGAUACUGGCGCUGCGUAGAAGGUGUUGCCAUAGCGCAAUACUGUUCUGACGGGCUAUUCUUCAACGAAUACAAACAACAAUGCGACUUCGAAGCGAACGUUAAAUGCGAGGAUCAAAUAGAUGACGAAUUGAGCACCGAAUUCAUUGUUUACAAAUAAACACGCACUGAAUUUGAUAAAUUACGGAACGCUACAACCGUUAUACUAUUUAACCGUUUACAGGGCCGCAGAAGAAAAAAAAAAGAAAACAACCCAACUGUCAGUGUCAAAUUUCAACAAUGACGUUUAUAUGUCGCUUUGAACAUGCCUUUAUUUGUAAAUAAAAACGUAAAAAUCUUGUAAAAAUAAUAUCGAGCGAUUUUAUAAAAAUCAACGAAUAAAUAUUUAUAUAAUUGAAUGAA